Messenger RNA from Rosa rugosa (rugosa rose), 736 nucleotides. RefSeq names its product CSC1-like protein HYP1. NCBI's taxonomy places the organism in Eukaryota, Viridiplantae, Streptophyta, Magnoliopsida, Rosales, Rosaceae. Gene Ontology annotation, molecular function: calcium-activated cation channel activity. Gene Ontology annotation, cellular component: plasma membrane. The record is from RefSeq and is a predicted model, not a curated record. Bases 1 to 642 code for a protein of 213 amino acids. The transcript is spliced from 6 exons.
AUGAUACUAUAUUUGUUUUUGUGUCACCAGUUCUUGUCUGAAGAUCAGCUCUUGUCUGUCACCAGUUUGGAUGCCGUGGUGUUUAUGCGCAUUUUCAUCUUCAGUUUGAAGGUGUUUGGGUUUGGUGGGAUUAUUGGGGUUUUUGUUCUUCUGCCAAUAAAUUUUCUGGGGACCCAGCUGGAGGUGGAUUUUUCGGAUUUGCCCAACAAGUCUUUGGACUCGUUUAGUAUUUCGAAUGUGGAUGAUGGCUCAAACUGGUUAUGGGUUCAUUUUUGUGCAGCAUAUAUUUUCAGUGCAGUCGUCUGCUAUCUUCUUUACAAUGAGUACAGUUAUAUCUCAUCAAGAAGAAUUGCUCACUUCUAUUCAUCCAAACCUCAGCCUAAUCAGUUCACAGUAUUGGUUCGUGCAGCUGCAGUGAAACCGUUGAAAAAUUCUUUACAGAAUAUUACUCAUAUACUUAUCUUUCACACUCGUUGGUUCGUCGAACUAGCAAACUCCAACGUCUCACUAGGCCAUGAGUUCAAAAACGAGGGUUUUGGUCCUGGCACAGUUAUUUUAUGUGAUCAGGUUCUUACUGAGGGUAAACAAAAAGAUGUACUUAAAGCUGCCGGUGCAUUGUUUUCACAUAUUUGUGAGGUUUAGGCAAGGUUAAUGUGCAUCACAUUUAUGGACAAGCUAGUAUCGUGGGGGUUAAUGUUGGGAUAGAAUGACUUUGUUGGAUAUAUGGAUGAAUGUA